Molecule: messenger RNA, 644 nt
Organism: Tachysurus vachellii
Lineage: Eukaryota; Metazoa; Chordata; Actinopteri; Siluriformes; Bagridae
Product: microtubule nucleation factor SSNA1-like
Exons: 3
Coding region: 145-501 (118 amino acids)
Cellular component (GO): ciliary basal body; centrosome
Source: RefSeq, a predicted model, not a curated record
ACUUUGGAAACAGAAACAAGGAGGUGUGGAGUUUGUCUGAGAAUCACUACGGAGUUUAGUUACAGUAGGACAUUAACGAGCUUCAGUACAUGAGCAUUAAAAGUAGAACAUCAGUGUAAAGCAGGUGGUUUAAAGAUAAUCACAAUGACCCAACAAGGAGCAGCUCUGCAAACAUACAACAACGAGCUGGUCAAGUGUAUAGAGGAGCUGUUCUUUAAAAGAGAUGAGCUGAAUAAGCAGAUCCAGCAGGAGGAAGAGGAGAAGGCUCGUCUUCAGCAUGACAUCCGUGUGCUUACAGAGAAGUUAAGCCGCGUGUCCGAAAGUCUGGACCACCGCCUCGCUACACGCAAUGAGCUUGAUAGGACCAUCGCUGAGACAGAAGCUGCUUACAUGAAAAUUCUAGAAAGUUCUCAGACUCUUUUAAGUGUUUUGAAGAAGGAGACCGGAAACCUCACCAAAGCCACGGAGCCUCGGAGCAACAGAGACCGUUUACCUCUGUAGCUGUAUUUUUCAGGCUGAAAUGCUCAGACACCUUACAGCAUUUUACUUAGCUUUCAUAUCUUGAUAUUUUAAUAUUGAAUUUAUGUUCGUGAUCAUACACUGUAUUUAAAUGGGAUGUUUUUAAUAAAGGCUAUUUCUUGUGA